CGCCAUGACCUUUAGUCUGCCCCUCAUCUCUCUCUCUCUUGACUGCGAUAUUUGAUUUGAUUUGAUUCCGUUGGGAGGGAGCGGAAUGGAACCGCUGUCCCGCUUAUCCCCGGCUGUUUGGCCUUCACCUCCUUGCUUGCUCGCCAAUUCCGCGGUUACAAUUUUAUACUUGUCGACUCAUUCGUAACAGAGUUGCGCAAUAUUUUGAAUUCCCGCGAUCAUGCCCGCUCCCCGGAGCGUGCGACCGCUGUUACUCUCAUAAAACGGGCGGCAACACCGCCUAGUCCCAACUUCUAUACGACUUCCAAUAUCUCCAAAGUCUUUGAAAGUAAGCAAAGUAGCAUUGACAUCAUGCCAGCCACCAAAUUCUCACACCCAGACCCUUACUCCUAUCAGAAUGGAUUCGACUCUUAUCAUGAGUCAGAAGCCAUCGAAGGAGCCCUCCCCGUAGGCCAGAACUCUCCCCAGAAGGCUCCAUACGGCCUCUAUGCCGAAAAGCUGUCUGGCACGGCCUUCACGGCCCCUAGGCAUGAAAACAAGCAAACUUGGGUAUACAGGAUCAUCCCUGCAGCAGCCCAUGCGAACUUCAAGGCCGAGGAUGCCGACUCCUACCACACCCGCAUGACUACCGAGACCACCAAACUGCAUCACAUCCCUAAUCAGCUCCGAUGGAACCCCUUUGAUCUGGAUGAGACCGUAGACUGGGUACAUGGACUGCAUCUUAUUGCGGGGUCCGGAGAUCCCACCUUGAAGCAAGGACUGGGAAUCCUGAUGUAUGCGGCUGGAAAAGACAUGGGCAAAGAGGCCUUUUAUUCUGCGGAUGGGGACUUUCUGGUUGUCCCACAGCAUGGCGUGCUGGACAUUCAGACCGAACUGGGAAGACUCAUCGUCCGUCCAAAUGAGAUCUGUGUGAUUCCCCGUGGUGUCAGAUAUCGUGUGACUCUGCCGGCUGGACCGGUAAGAGGGUACAUCUGUGAGCUCUACCAAGGCCACUACCAACUCCCGGAACUGGGCCCUAUUGGCUCAAACGGUCUCGCCAACGCGCGGGACUUCCAAGCCCCUGUGGCUUCUUUUGAUGACGAGGAGGGGCCAUCCGAGUACCGUCUGUAUAGCAAAUUCAACAACACCCUUUUCUCCGCUCGCCAGGAGCACACUCCGUUCGAUAUCGUCGCCUGGCAUGGCACCUAUUACCCAUACAAGUAUGACCUUGGUCGCUUCAACACCAUCGGCUCUAUCUCCUUUGACCACCCCGAUCCUUCCAUCUUCACAGUCCUCACCGGCCCUUCGGACCAUGUUGGUACCGCGAUCGCCGACUUUGUUAUUUUCCCACCGCGCUGGCUAGUAGCCGAGAACACUUUCCGUCCGCCAUGGUACCACCGUAACACCAUGUCCGAGUUCAUGGGUCUGAUCUGUGGUGGUUACGAUGCGAAGACCGGCGGUGGCUUCCAGCCAGCCGGAGCUAGUCUGCAUAACGUCAUGAGCGCGCACGGCCCCGACUCGGAUGCUUUCGAGGGAGCCAGCAACGCUGAGCUGAAGCCACAAAAGGUCGGCGACGGAAGCAUGGCGUUCAUGUUUGAAAGUUCUCUCAUGGUAGGAGUAUCUGAAUGGGGACUGAAGACGUGCCAGAAGGUACAAGAGGAGUAUAACGAGCAUAGCUGGCGGCCCUUGAAGCGACACUUCAAGAACCCCAACAAGGCCUGAUGAUAAAAAAUAAUUAUGUACCACAUAUUUGUAACCAUUGAUUGUCAACUUGGCAGAGAUACCUGUUUUAUCCAAGUGAAACAUUGAUUUGUAUAUUUUAUUGAACACAUAGCCACUCGUAAGAAUGUCAAAUGUCUAGCAUUGAACCAACAAAUCCAGCCUUUACUAUAUAACUAAGAUAAAAAGAAAAGACCCUACCAAACGUCCACGGUUUCACAUAUAUACACCACCUUCAACCCCCAUAAGUAUCCACUCCUCAUCCCCAAAAACAGACACAUUUUAACCAAAACAAUCCGUUGAUUUACAUAUAUACAUACAUCACCCCUAGCCCCAAAUCACCU
Molecule: messenger RNA, 2042 nt
Organism: Aspergillus alliaceus
Lineage: Eukaryota; Fungi; Ascomycota; Eurotiomycetes; Eurotiales; Aspergillaceae
Gene: hmgA
Product: putative homogentisate 1,2-dioxygenase (HmgA)
Exons: 4
Coding region: 352-1701 (449 amino acids)
Biological process (GO): L-phenylalanine catabolic process
Cellular component (GO): cytoplasm
Molecular function (GO): homogentisate 1,2-dioxygenase activity
Source: RefSeq, a predicted model, not a curated record